CUAAAAAAUAUCUUGAGCUUCUCGAUUUCCAUGCAGUUCAUGCAAUCUUUCUGAUCUCCCCAUUCCCUCAUCUCGCCAUACCCUCAAUCCAAGAUGCCGGCAUUUGCGCGAUCAAUUGCCCCUUUUCUUAGAACUGCGCGGUCGUCAUGGCUGCAAGGCUCCACCGUUAGUCCCCUUCAACACGCUUUGCGAGGGCAAAAAGGUGCUUCUGUGUUGAACACUGCACGAACGUACGCCACCGCAUUCGAACGAACGAAACCUCACGUCAACAUUGGUGUGUCUACCUACGCAGAUGAUUCCUAGCUCUUGCUGAUUAGAAAUAGGUACAAUUGGUCACGUCGAUCACGGAAAGGUAUUUGGACUCGAGAUUUAGAUGGCGAGGUGCCAGAAGCUGACUAUCAACAGACUACAUUAACGGCAGCCAUCACGAAGCGACAGGCAGAGAAGGGAUUCGCAAAUUUCUUGGAUUAUGGAGCAAUUGAUAAAGCCCCCGAAGAGCGAAAGCGUGGUAUUACAAUCUCAACAGCACACGUCGAGUAUUCAACGGAAAACAAGCAUUACUCCCACGUCGAUUGUCCUGGUCACGCCGAUUACAUUAAGAACAUGAUUACUGGUGCUGCCAACAUGGAUGGAGCAGUUAUUGUCGUUGCCGCCUCCGAUGGACAGAUGCCACAGACCAGAGAGCAUCUUCUGCUCGCUCGUCAAGUUGGUAUCCAAAAGUGUGUCGUUUUCGUAAACAAGGUUGAUGCUCUCGAGGAUCCAGAAAUGUUGGAAUUGGUCGAGAUGGAGAUGCGUGAACUAUUAACCACAUAUGGAUUUGAGGGUGAGGAGACACCAAUCAUUCUCGGUUCUGCACUUUGCGCUUUGGAGGGGCGCAGACCUGAAAUUGGUGAGACGAAGAUCGACGAGUUGCUUGCAGCUGUCGACAGUUGGAUUCCAACUCCACAGAGAGAUCUAGACAAACCUUUCCUGAUGUCUGUCGAGGAUGUUUUCUCAAUCCCAGGUCGUGGAACAGUCGUCUCCGGUCGUGUCGAACGGGGAACCUUGAAGAGGGAUGAGGAAGUCGAGCUUGUAGGAAAGGGAGAGGUUCCAAUCCGAACCAAGGUCACCGAUAUCGAAACCUUCAAGAAGUCCUGCGAAACCUCCCAAGCUGGUGACAACUCCGGUCUUCUUCUCCGAGGAAUCAAGCGUGAGGACGUCAAACGUGGAAUGGUCAUCGCCAAGCCAGGAUCCACAAAGGCACACAAAGAAUUCCUCGUUUCUAUGUAUGUUCUCUCCAAGGAGGAAGGUGGACGACACACUGGAUUCAUGAACAACUACCGACCACAAAUGUAUUUGAGAACCGCAGAUGAAGCGUGUGCUCUUUUCUGGCCAGAAGGAACCCCGGAUAUGGACUCCAAGAUGGUUAUGCCAGGUGAUAACGUGGAGAUGAGAUGUGAGAUCCACCACCCAAUUGCUGUUGAAGCUGGACAGCGUUUCAACGUCCGAGAGGGAGGACGAACCGUUGCAACUGGACUGGUGACUCGUAUCAUCAAGUAAAAAUGUAGAGGACGAUUAAUAUGUGUAUAACUUUUUGCAUGACUUGGGCUUGGCUUGGGUCAGCUGGGAUGGGGGUGGGGGCAUCAUGGAACAUGGAGUUUGUAAAUCUACAAUGAAACGAAAAGGAACGAACCUAAAGUAACACCCUGUACUUCUAUUGUUGUUGUAAAUUAGCAGACACGAAAAAUGCAAUGCCACUCUCAAAUCA
Hymenoscyphus albidus is the source of this 1747-nucleotide messenger RNA. NCBI's taxonomy places the organism in Eukaryota, Fungi, Ascomycota, Leotiomycetes, Helotiales, Helotiaceae. The record is from the annotation of a GenBank genome assembly.